Anopheles stephensi (Asian malaria mosquito) is the source of this 3752-nucleotide messenger RNA. RefSeq names its product aminopeptidase N. Bases 626 to 3472 code for a protein of 948 amino acids. Gene Ontology annotation, molecular function: peptide binding; metalloaminopeptidase activity; zinc ion binding. Gene Ontology annotation, biological process: peptide catabolic process; proteolysis. The record is from RefSeq and is a predicted model, not a curated record. The transcript is spliced from 8 exons. Gene Ontology annotation, cellular component: cytoplasm. NCBI's taxonomy places the organism in Eukaryota, Metazoa, Arthropoda, Insecta, Diptera, Culicidae.
GACUUUGAUAUUUGUGUUGGUUUUUGCUGUAAAAUUCCUUUGUUUUGAGCAGCGUAUUGAAGUGAUCUGUAUUCAGUCUCGGUGUGAAAUAAUAGGCAUAAUUUCCUUUAUUAUGUCGUGCCUUCUUUCUGCGAGGCUCAUCGCAUCGCGAGUAAGUGCAGGCCGCGUGUACUGUACAGCGACAACGGUGAAAAAUGAUUCUAAACGAAAGAAAUUUGUUAUUGAACUGGGGAAGAGUAAUGAAGCGUAUCUGCAGUACUCGGAAGAUCGCCAUUAUAACCUGAUCAAGUUCGAGCAUACCUACGUUCCCGACGCUGGCAAAGGCAAGGGAUUAGGUAAAAAGCUAGUGGAGUCGGCUUUUCAAUAUGCUAUAGCGCAAAAGCUUACGGUAAAGCUGGAAUGUGACUUUGCAGUCAAAUAUUUCAAAGAUAAUGAGGCCAAGUACAAGGCUUACGUAACGAAGUGAACGCAUUGAAGCAGGCAAUAGGAAUGCAGAAUAAAACACAUGCAUGAUUUGACAUCGAUCGUUUAUGUUUGCCGAAAGACAUGCAUGUGAAACGGGCUCUAUAUUCAAUUGGAUUCAUAUUUUGGCUAUCCCUAGAGUGUACAACAAAACCAGUGCAAGAUGGGACGGCAUCCGCUUUCCCUACUAAUAGUGGUACUGUCGCUAAUGCUGCUGCCGUACGGUUACACCUGGAAGGAAUAUCGGAUACGUAGAAGCAUCGACCUGUCCUUCACAAACCCACUCAUAUCCGAUACGAAGUUGCCAAACGAGCUAGUCCCAUCCGGGUACAGCCUGUACCUGCACCCGAUACUCGAAAAGUCUUCCUUUGCAGGACGCGUAAACAUUACAAUGAUGUGCGCUAAGUCUACCAAUCAAAUCACACUUCAUGCUCACCACGAUCUUACCGUAGAUGAACUAGAUCUGGAGGUGGUAAAGAUGAGCGACGAGAGUAAGAUCGCUAUACGUCGCGUGGGUCGCGUUCCGAAAAAACCAUUGCUAGAAAUUUAUUUUCACAAUUCGUUGACGGUCGGUGUAUCGUACGAAGUACGCCUCAAGUUCAACGGUAACAUUUGGGAGAAUGUGGAAGGUAUUUUCGAAGGGAAGUACAAACAGCAAGCGAACGCUGGCGGCACGGAUACAGAUGCCGAGGGUGUGAUCGAAGCGGAAGAGCACUCGUACGUCAGUACGUACUUCCGGCCUCACCAUGCACGUCGUGUAUUUCCUUGCUUUGACGAGCCAGCGUAUAAGGUACCGUUUAACGUGAGUAUUGUACGUCCGCGAACGCAUCAUGUCCUAUUCAACACUGAGCUAGAGCGCACGGAACAGCUAACACCCAACGAUUCGAAAUACGUGAUCGAUGUGUUCAAGCGCACACCACCGAUGUCGACAUUUACGUUUGGAUUUCUCAUGUCCGACCUUCAACAAGUCCCGUCUAUGUCUGACGAAAAGGAUGACGAACUCAAAAAACCUGCGAUUCGUAUUUGGGCACGGCGUGACUUCCAAAAAAAUGUAGCCGAUGUAGAGCAGCGUGUGAAGCUUGCUUUGAAAAAGUUGAAAGACUAUUGGGGCGUGGAUUUGCCGCUCGAAAAACUGGACGUGGUGGCACUGCCUGGAUUCUCGUACGUGAAGCCGGCCGAUAACUGGGGUUUGAUUGUGUUCAAGGAAAGUGAACUGAUGAGAGGCUACUAUAACCUUGCCCAAGAACUGGUCUAUCAAUGGCUCGGCUCAUGGAUUACUCCGCACUGGUGGAGCGAUGCACAUGUGAACAAAGCCAUCGCAGGAUUCCUUUCUGCCGACACUGCGAUUAAAAUUGAUGGAGGCGAUGAGUUCGAAGGUAAGUACCCGAUGACCAUUCUAUACUCCAUCUACUACGAGUUUAGCAAACGCUACCCGCAUUCACGUAUCACGGGCCAGAAGCACGAGACGACGUGCAGCAAAACCGAACUAGUGUUGCGUAUGCUGAACUACACGCUCGGUGCGGCUACGUUCCGCCGUGGUAUGCAGAAGUUCAUCCAACAUCGCGAGUACAAAACGUUCUACGGCGAUGACGUGUGGGAAGCGCUCACCAAACAGGCCCAUCUCGAUCAACGGCUGUGCGAAUCGGCCACCGUGAACGAUGUCGUCAACUCGUGGAUCACCAAAGAUCGAAUCCCGAUGGUGAAGGUGAUACGCUCGUAUGACGACCGUACGGCCACCGUAAUGCAAAAGUUGUAUCUGCGUGAGCGUCCGCACGAUGUGCUAGAUAAGGAUAAAAUGCUUUGGUGGAUCCCGCUCGUGGUUGUUACACAGGACCGGUUGAACUUUGGCAACAUCAGCGCGGUGAAAUGGAUGAAGCAGGUGCGGGAAAUAAAACUGGAGGAACUACCGAAACCAGACGAGUUCAUCAUUGUCAAUCCGGAAGAGAUAGGGCCGUUCCCGGUGAACUACGAUGAGCGUAACUGGAACCUGCUUGCAUCUUUCCUGCAGAAAGAAGAGGGCAGAACCAAGAUUCCCGUCUACACGCGUGCAAAACUGCUUCACGACGCAUGGAACCUUGCGUAUGCCGGUGAGCUUAGCUUUGGCACUGCCUUCAAUAUGACACUCUUCAUGAAGUACGAACGAAACCAUUUGGUAUGGAAUCCGGUGUUUACACUAAUCGAUCACAUUGGCCGCCAUAUCGAUAUGUCUGCGGUGCACAAAAAGUUCGAAAUGUAUGUCCGUACCCUGCUGACACCGUUGUACGAAGAGCUGGUCAUCAAUCAGCAAGAGAACGAGGAAAUGUGGAAGGCAAACUUACGCUCGCUGGCAAAAAAUUUCCUCUGCCGCGCCGGUUACAAACCGUGCAUCGAGGAAGCGCAACGUGCGUUCAACAAGUGGAUGGACAGCCCGGACCCGGACGCAGGCAAUCCAGUUGCCAAUCAGUAUAUCUGCCCAGUGUUCAAGUGGGGUACGCGGGAGGAGUGGGAGUUUGGACUGCAGCGAGUCAUCAAUUUCCCCGAGUCACGCGUUAAGAGUGAACGCACCUAUCUGCUGAAAACGCUCGCCGGCUGCCCAAGCCAACCGUUUAAGAUAGAUCGUCUGCUGAACAUCAUGGUGCUGGAGGAUAAUGGUAACUUUACCGACAACGAUAUCAGUCUUAUCUUCAAGAUGCUUUCCGGUGGAUCAAGUGGCUACACGACGCUUUUCAACUUCCUCAAGAAUAACUGGGAUGCAAUCAAAUUACGAUUCAAGAAUCGGGAAUCACUGUGGGAUAAUAUGAUCAAUUCCGCUACUGGUUUAUUUACCACGCAGGAAGGCUACGAUAUGGUAUCGCAACUGUACGUGCAGCAUCAAGGUGAGUUCGGUACAGCGGAACACAUCAUUGAGAAGUCGCUGAAGAACAUCAAGGAGGAAACGAAAUGGAGUGACGAAAACUUGCCAGUUAUAGAGAAGUGGCUCGACAAUUUUCUCGCUAGCAAUGGUGUAGCGGAUCAAAAGUUUCUCGGUUGAUAUCGUCGUAUCAUGGCGGAAGUAGCUGUAUGAUUAAACAAAGUUGAGAAAAGACGUAGGAGAGCGGGAUAAAAAGCGAGUGUAAAAGAGUAUGAAAUAGGUGUGAGCAAAUAUCUCUAGAGGAAAAAGUUGUAGGAAUGUUUCUUAGCAGGAUAUUAUAGCCCUUGAUGGGAUAAGUCAACGAUGUGUUUGAAAGCCGGCAAAUACUGCUAAUCAAUAGAAACCGAAUUCUCCGGCAAAGAUACCAAUAAACGACGUCUUACCGAUUUCAUUGCUUUCA